This is a messenger RNA of Cuscuta campestris, 2890 nucleotides long. NCBI's taxonomy places the organism in Eukaryota, Viridiplantae, Streptophyta, Magnoliopsida, Solanales, Convolvulaceae. The record is from the annotation of a GenBank genome assembly.
CAUACCUUAAUUUUUUUUUUCCUACAAAAAUUAAUCCAACCAGGACUUUCUUUGGCCAAUUCUCCGGUCCGAACCAUUGAACAACCGAACCCGCCCAAUAUGAGAUGCUCCCAGAUCGGUCCUCCGUAAAAGGCGGAAAUACGUUUCGGGGUGCCAUCGGUAGGACUCGGAUCCGACAGCUGCCUAAAGUCUCUAGAUCCUUCUGGAAUUCGCACCAGAUAGAGCCGACGAAUUGGCUGAAGCUUCGAGCGCGCAUCUCUCAUUUCGUUCGCGGAUCUGUAACUCCCGAGUCUACCGGCGGAUAAUCGCCAUGGCCGACGAACAGAAGCAUGAAGGUCCAAGCACAAGUACUGGUUCUGAAGGAAGGUCCGAAUCCAUUGUGAAUAUCAAUAUCAAGACCUUAGAUUCUCAGAAUCACGCCUUUGAAGUGGACUCUAAUAUGCAAGUUUCUGCGUUCAAGGAAAAAGUAGCAACUCGACUUGGUGUCCCUGUUGCACAGCAACGUCUGAUUUUCCGUGGGAAAGCUCUGAUGGACGAUCACCUUCUUUCUGAAUACAAUUUGGAGCAUGGAGACACACUGCACUUAGUAAUCAGACAGCCUUCUCAACCACAAUUCUCAGCCACUGCAAGCAAUGGGGAAUCCGCUCCGAGUAAUGGUGUUAGAGGACAAGAACCUACUACUAGUGGACCUCGCGCUCGUGUUGGACACUUUUCACAGAGUGUAGUAUUAGGCACUUUCAAUGUUGGUGACCAAGGACAAGGCCUUGUUCCAGAUCUAAAUCGGGUUAUUGGGGAAGCUUUGAGCUCUAUUGGACUUGGGAACCAGAUUGGUGUCCACCAUCCUGGCAUGCAGGUUAAUGCUCCCAAUUCUUCCCCACAAGGAAAUGAAGCACAAAAUGUACCAAGAAAUUCUGGUUCCCAAAAUCAGCACUGGCAGCCAGGGCAACCAUUUCCUAGUCAAAGUGGAGGCAUUCAAAUCCCUAUUGGAGCAGCGAUAGCUAUUCCUUCACUGAUGCCAAUUCCAGACUCUCUGCACACGCUGACAGAGUUUAUGAAUCACAUGGAGUCUGUACUAUCCCAUAAUGCAAGUCAGCCAAACCAGUCAACUGUCAAUUCAUCUGGUACAGCAUUGCCUACAAAUUCUCGUGGUCAGUCAACUCCAGAGACACUGAGCAUGGUUUUACGGCAUACAGAGCGUCUAGUUGGAAGCCAUGUUACAUCUGCAUUAUCCCGCAUUGCAGGACGUUUGGAGCAAGAUGGGAAUUCAACUGACCUUACAGUAAGAGGACAAAUACAGGCAGAAUCUGUGCAAUUAGGUCUUGCAAUGCAGCACUUGGGUGCUCAGUUCCUAGAGCUUGGAAGGACAAUGUUGACAUUGCGUAUGGGACAGUCUCCAGCUGAAUCUUCAGUCAAUGCUGGUCCUGCUGUUUACAUUUCUCCAUCAGGGCCAAAUCCCAUAAUGGUUCAGCCUUUUCCUCUUCAAACAUACUCUCUGUUUGGUGGUUCUACAUCCGGCCCUCCUAAUCCAAUAGGAGGCUUCAGUCCUUUUGGAAUUGGCCACACAACAAGGAAUGUAAAUAUACACAUACAUACUGUUGGUGCUAGACCAACCAAUUUAGGUGGAACUGAAGGUGAUCAAGCCAGUGGGACUGGUAGUGGUGAUUCUAGUCAAUCCAGAGCUCCACCAAGAACUAAUGCUGGAGCUGCUGAUCCAUCAAGAGCUCACAUGCCCUUUUCUGGUGCUUCACAAGCUGGUCAACCUGAAAGCACAACCGUUCUGGACCAAUCUAUGUGUUCAGAUGCUGAAACUGGAACUAGGAAGUCUAGCGAACAUCUGCAAAUGUCAAAUGAGCCGAAUGAGAGUGCUGCAGGAGGUUCUCAGGGAAUGAAUCACUCUGGUAGCUCAUCUACUGCUCCUAUUGGACUGGGGAUAGGGGAUUUGCAGCCUAAGAGACGAAUUAGGCAAUCCAAAUCACAGGCAAGAAGUGCUGAUAUUGCGGCUUCCUCCUCCAGUCAGGAUGAACAAUUUGUGAGAGAUGGACAACAGAUUCUGCAAUCCCUUGCAUCUCUGAAUCCAGGCCUGCCCUCCCACCCGGCCAGGGGCACUACAUAUAAUUCCAGUUUUGGAGGGAAUGAGCAACCUGCCAUUUCAAAUGUGAUGUCACAAGUGCUUCAGAGCCCGGCUUUAAGCAAUUUAUUGGGAGGGAUCUCUCAACAAACUGCUCUCGGUUCUCCUGAUGCCUUAAGGAAUAUGAUGCAGCAAGUAACACAGAGCCCAGGGCUGAUGAACACUGUCAACCAAAUCGCACAGCAGAUUGACCCACAAGAUCUUGGAAGCAUGAUUUCAGGUUUGCGUGUGGGCCAGGGCGGCGGCAGCAGUAGUGUUGAUUUUUCCAGUAUGCUUCAGCAAUUGAUGCCACUUGUCUCACAAGCUCUUGGUGGUGCUUCAAUCCCAGCAGCUGCCGAACCAGCUCCAAGAACAGAAAUCAGGCAGAGUGAUAUUGGUUUGACCAGAGACGAGACGAUGCCCACCGAUCAAAGUUAUCAGACAGGACUCCAAGACGUGGCUAGAAGGAUUGAAAACGGUAAUCCCCCCGAAGACAUAUUUCGCUCCAUAGUUGAAAAUGCUGUCCAGGCUCAUCCCGGCGGAAGCAGCGACGAGAAUGAGAAUCUCGUGAAUGAUUUGUGCAGUACAGAAGGCCUUGCGAAUGAAUUUAUGGAGGUUCUGCAACAAGAUGUUUCCCGGCGUCUUAGGGAUGAAGCAAAGCCCCCCAGAAAGCCGUAAGUUAGAAUCAUUAGAUUCUAGCAUUUGCAUCCCCACAUGAUGCUUCAAGAACAUUUAAAACGAAUAGGGCAAGGUUCUUUUGACACACACCUUGGGUGUCAUUUG